Molecule: messenger RNA, 936 nt
Organism: Pelobates fuscus (common spadefoot toad)
Lineage: Eukaryota; Metazoa; Chordata; Amphibia; Anura; Pelobatidae
Product: olfactory receptor 5V1-like
Exons: 1
Coding region: 1-936 (311 amino acids)
Biological process (GO): detection of chemical stimulus involved in sensory perception of smell; G protein-coupled receptor signaling pathway
Cellular component (GO): plasma membrane
Molecular function (GO): G protein-coupled receptor activity; olfactory receptor activity
Source: RefSeq, a predicted model, not a curated record
AUGGAAGUAAAAAAUCAAAGUACCUCAAGUGAUUUUAUCCUUUUAGGGUUUUCGGAGGGACAUGUGAUGCUGUCAGUUUUAAUAGCUUUGACAUAUAUAACAAUUUUAAUGGGGAAUUUUGCCAUCAUUAGCAUUAUUCGGAUUGAUUGCCAUCUACAGACCCCAAUGUAUUUCUUUCUCAGUUUUCUAUCUAUAUUAGACAUAGGUUACUCUACAGUCACUCUUCCUGCCAUGUUCUUCAAUUUUGUAACAAACAAUAGAAAAAUCUCAUUCGGCAUGUGUUUCACUCAGCUGUAUUUCUUUGUCUAUUUUGGAGGGUCAGAAUGCCUUUUGUUAGCAGCUAUGGCCUAUGAUCGAUAUGUGGCAAUAUGUAACCCUCUGCGAUAUUUAGUGUUUAUGAACAAGAAAUUCUGCUCUUAUCUUGUCCUGGGAUGUUGCUCCAGUGGAUUCAUGAACUCAAUUCUUCAUACCUCAAUGUCAUUGCAACUCAACUUUUGUGAAGAUAGAAAUUUGAAUAAUUUCUUUUGUGAUGUUCCUCCAUUGCUGAACAUUUAUUGCACAAAUACACAGAAAAGCUAUUUUUUAUUGUAUAUUGUCAGUGUUUUCCUAGCGAUAACUCCAUUUAUGUGUGUCACAGCCUCUUAUACACGUAUCAUUGCCACAAUCUUCAAGAUUCCAUCUUCUGCAGGAAGACAGAAAGCCUUCUCUACUUGUUCUUCUCAUGUCAUCAUUGUUACGAUUUUCUAUGCAACAGGGUUUUUAAAUUAUAUUGGCCCUGCUCCUAGAGGUACAUUUGAAUUUAUGAUAUUAUCACCCUUGCUGUACAGUUUUCUGACACCUUUGUUUAAUCCAGUUAUCUAUUGCUUUAGAAAUAAGGAGGUUAAAAGGGCCUUCAACAAGCUCCUUUCAAAAUAUAUAUUUAAAGGAGCACUAUAA